AAUGGCAGUACCCUUCUCACCGACAAAACUCAAGUCCUACAGCGAUGGGUCGAGCACUUCAGAGGCGUCAUCAACCGUCCCUGCAACAUCUCCGACGCCGCCAUCGUCCGUUUGCCUCAGGUGCGGAGCAACGUCGACCUCGACCUCCCGCCCUCUCUACGUGAAAUCAGCAAGGCUGUGCAGCAGCUCUCAAGCUGGAAACGGCCUAGUAUGGAUACGAUGCCUUCUGAGAUCUACAAGCACGGUUGUCCCAACUCAUGAAUAAUCUGACUGCGCUCUUUCAAGAGAUGUGGCGCAAAGGAGUAUUCCCGCAGGAUUUCAAGUACGCCACAACCGUUCACCUCAACAAGCGCAAAAGGGAACCGCCAGAUCUGCGACAACUACCAACGCAUUUCCCUGUUGAACAUCGCUGGGAAGAUCUUCACUCUCAUCCUUCACAACUACCUGAACAAACAUCUGGAACUAGGUCUCUUUCCAAAAAAGCCAGUGCAGUCCGUCGUCGUCGGGAGACCACCGACAUAAUUUUUGCCAACCGCCAACUACAGAAGUGCCAGGAGAUGCAGAUCGACAUCUACUUAACCUUCGUGAAUCCGACAAAAGUCCUCGAUACGAUGAAUCGCGAAGGACUGUGGAAAUCAAGCAGAUAUCCAGCUGUCCCGAGCGAUGCACUCAGAUGGUGCGUCAGCUUGACGAUGGCAUGGUGGCGCGACUCACAAACAAUGGAGCUUUCUCCGAGGCAUUUUCAGCGACUAACGGAGUGAAGUGGUGCUGCGUCCUCGCGCCUACCCUCGUCGGUCUCAUGUUCAUGCUGAUGAAGGCCCACGGUGACGAACGUCCUGGAAUCCGCAUCGCCUUCAGGACGGAUGGUCACCUCCUCAAUCAACGGCGGACGCACUUCCAGUCGCGUGUAUCCACGAUUGUCGUUCAUGAACUUCUUUUCGACGACGACGACGACGACGACUACGCCAUCAACAAUCCCUUCAAAGAGACAUGCAAUGGAGCAUGGACCCCUUCGCUGUCGCCUGCAGCAACUUCGGCCAUGUCAUCAAUGUGGUGA
This is a messenger RNA of Spirometra erinaceieuropaei, 1057 nucleotides long. Lineage: Eukaryota; Metazoa; Platyhelminthes; Cestoda; Diphyllobothriidea; Diphyllobothriidae. The record is from the annotation of a GenBank genome assembly.